AAAAACAGCACUCAUGAGGUAAACCCAGUGAGUUAAAGGUGCAAAUUCUCCAUAUCAAUCCAGCUUUGGACCACAGAAGAAGAGAUAUGUCUUCAUUACAAAUUCUUUGCUGUCAAGCUAUUAGUUUUGAAAUCGGGAAAUUUCCUGAAAGUAUCCUUGAAGAUUUAAAUCAACCCUGCCUAUGCCUGCUGGUCCAGCAUUUGUGUUUGAUUGAUCUACUCAAGCUAAGCCCCUUCCUUAAAGCAAGAGAUAUCCCAACAGAAGCUGUUGUCAACAAUGUGCAGAGGUUACAGUUCAAGCAUGUGGAUGCCUAUCCCAUCAAAGAUGCCACUUGCCCACAUUUGCUCAACUUGUUCCCUCGGGACAGCUGGGACUGGGCCCUGUCGCGACUGCUCUACCGACGCCUCAUCGUCCGCAUGGUGGAAGAGCGGAGCCAAUGUUACAAAGAGGGGACAGUCCCUUCUGCUUCAGAACUAUGGAACGGAAUACCUGACAAGCACACUGAUGUCUUUGAGCUGUUCUGCCCCCCGUCCUUGACAAUCUGCCCACGUGUGAAAGAGAAAAUUCUGGAAAGGUGGUCUCAACGAAUGGAACAGUCACUUCAGAUUGCUGCUGAGAACAUUUACUACAUAAUUGUGGACCUCUCUGUGUGUCAACUACUUAUGGACUGCGCUUAUAAACAUGUUUUAGAGAAGUUUUGCAAGUCCUUGAAGGCUUUAUCAUUACUCAUCAAAAGUUCUCUGGAAAUUGUUGACUUUGUGAGAAAGAUGAAAGAGAGAGCUACUCACCUAGAGAGGAUUUGUAUUUUUGCCAUCAAGGAUGAAGACAUGGAAUACUUUGACUCCAUUUUAUCUGUUUGUAGUGGUGUAAGGAACUUUUAUUCGACCGCAGAAGGUCAGAAAAUGAUGAAGUCUGUUGAUGCACUGCUGAGUCCGACCAAUGAAAUGAAGGACUGUCACAGGCAGGAUGAAGACUCCACCACGGAAAGUGAGGAAGUCGACAAGCCUGAUUUUGAUCUAAUGGACGAUGCAGUUCUCUUCAGUACCCCAAAUCAGCCCAGUGAUGAUGACAGUAGUUCAGGCAUGUGUAAAGCUGACUUCAAAGUGACUAAUCUGGUCACCAAAAGGCUCUACGUAUCUGUUUUGAGCCAUCACUUGGACCACUGGCUGGCCUUGAGAGAAUUGCAUCUAGGAGUGCCAGAGCUUCAACCAAAGAUCACAGCUAGUGUGUGCAGCCUGAUCCAACGGCCCCAGUUCAAGAGCUUUACUUUGUCCUCUACUGAUUUCAAAGUCAACGAAAUAGAGGAAAUCCUUGUGGCUGUCGCCCUUUAUAGAAAGUCGAGCCCGAUGGAAAAGUUGAUGUUUGUCAGCGUUGUCACCAAGUGGGAGAAUGUGGAGGACAUCAAUCUUCAAGACCAGCUGCCUGGAGAAAAUGAUGAAGCUAUCGAUGCUUUCUUAGCUCAAUAUGAAUCUCAAAGGCUGUCAAAGUUCUCAGAAUUCCGCGGCACAAACCUGCUGGAGUGGUACUCGUGCUCCCUGGGACUGAGGACCGAGUGCCUGAUCCGACAGUACCUGACCAAGGAUCGCGCCCUCACCCGCGUCUGCUUCAGCAACAGCCUGACUCGACGCUUCUUGACCAUCACUCUGAAGACGGUCACUUCUCUCCGUAUGCCCCUUAACCAGGUCAUCAUAGAGGACUGGCGUGUCCUGAGCACUGAAGACUGUCAGAUCCUGGUUGGGUUCCUGCGCUCCGUCUCCUCCACACUGGAGAGCCUCAACUUGUCCAACUGUGUCCUCAUGAGGGGAUAUUACUCCAUAUCAGAUGUAUGGGAUGCCUUGUGUGAGUGCAAGAAGCUGAAAUGCCUGGACUUAUCAGCUAACCGAUUAGGAGACGAUUUACUUCCUCUUGUGCCCAAGCUGAUGUGCCAGACAGAUCUGCGAGAGCUGAGCGUGAGAAGGAACAAUAUGUCUAACGCCACCACAGUGCGGUUUCUCAAAAACUUCUCCUCUCUGGCACUACCCAGGGGUAGGAUGCUCGAUAUCUUAGACUUGAGAGGAAACCAGUUUUCUGAAGAGGAUCGCAGAAAGAACCCCGGCCUCCUACAAGAUGUGGCAAAGUACAUCCUCCUCAGCUCAAGUCAGAUCGAAUUUAUGCAAGGAUAGACAAAUCUAUAUACUCAGAGAGUGAGAAAUAGAGGAGAAAAAGAAAUGAAAAAUGUAUUUAUAUGUGUAUUUGUAUGUGUUUCCUUCUAAGAACACUCAUGUAAGUACCCAGUCUGCAAAAGAAUACACUUUUACUUACCACGUAAGGGAAUUUUCUUUCUAUGAAAGUAAGAACCUGUUCUAAAAAUAGAAAUCUGCCUAGGAACCGAACUGGAAGUGUCUACAUUCUCUAACAUUAGAGAUUUACACAAGCUGUCUACGUUCUCUAACGAAUCAAAAUUAAUAGUAACAAGCCUGUAUUUGAACUUCCAGAUGAGGCGGGGGCUUCUUUUCAAUCAUUCUUUUUUUUUUUUUUUUAAAUUGGUUUGCAUCAUGUUUUGUCUUUAGGUCUACAUCAUAUUGGUCCGCAAGUUCACUCAUUGGGUUAUAUUGGGUUAUUUCUAUUUCACAGUUGGUUCUGAUAAGAGGGGUACAAGCGACUGAGGGUUUGAUUUAAGGGUCUCUUGAAGGCCUAGACCUAAUGUUGAUAUGACUGACUUGACCUUGACCCAAGUGAUUUGAUUUCAUGACAGUGAUGUCACAUCACACACCCCGAAUCGACAAUGUUUCUCCAGACAUUUGAAUUUAUCGCAUGUAAACUGCAAGCUAGCCUAUCUUCUAAAUACUAAUUACAGAAGGCCUGAUCUUCAGUAUACACAAUCUUUGCUAACAUUAGAGAAUGUGGACAGCUUGUAUACGUUCUCUAACGUUAGAGAAUGUAGACACUACCAAACCCAAUUUGCUUCAGCUGAUUUCCUAUAUUGUGUGCUGGUUGGGGGUGAAGGGAGAGGUGUUAGUGUGGACUAGUAGGUGAUGAAAUCUACACACUGCGAAAAUGUUUACAAAGAACGUUUUUUUCUUAAGCACCCAUGUAAUCUCUACCGAGCAAGUCAAUGGCUUCAUGGUUUUUUAUUAGUGCAAUCUUUUGCUGUUUUCUCACAGUCAAAGUGUCAUAUUGUAUUAUAAAUGCUGGUUCAUUCAUGAUCAUUUUUUGUUCUUUCACUUGCACGAGGUUGCAAUUAGACCUAGUUUUUUUUCAUAAUUUUAAUAACCAAUCAAAGCACAGGGACCGUGUCGUUGGGGGGGGGGGUAAACUCACUCUGUAGCCUCUGGAUCUCACUUGCACCCAAACAACCCCCACCACUCCGACAGGCAUACGCACUUAAUUGAUUUUUUUUCUGUCUCUGGAUGACCAGGUUCUUAGGUAGAAACCAUUGUGCAAUGUGUAUGUAUGUAUAUUUAUAUAUAUAUAUGUAUAUAGAAAGAGAGAGAGAGAGGAGAAGGAAACAAAAUAAGUGUGUUUGUGUUGUGAGUGUGGUUCUCUAAACGUUUCGCAAAUUUCAUUUUCUGUGCUUUUCACCACGAGAGGG
Molecule: messenger RNA, 3571 nt
Organism: Aplysia californica (California sea hare)
Lineage: Eukaryota; Metazoa; Mollusca; Gastropoda; Aplysiida; Aplysiidae
Source: RefSeq, a predicted model, not a curated record